UCUUAACUUUCUUUGGCCCCACCCACUUGGGCCCGGACCUGUCAAUCAAGAGACGCACGCUCGACUGCAGGUGCGAAGCUGGCCAGGCUCCGGGCUGAAACGACUGCAGCGAAGCCGACAAUAAAGCAAGCCUUUCACGAUGGCGUCUGCAAAUGCCACCUACGGACAAAAGGAGUCUUCGGACCAGAACUUUGACUACAUGUUUAAAAUCCUCAUCAUCGGCAACAGCAGCGUGGGCAAGACGUCUUUCCUCUUCCGCUAUGCAGAUGACUCGUUCACGCCGGCCUUCGUCAGCACGGUGGGCAUCGACUUCAAGGUCAAGACCAUCUACAGGAACGACAAGAGGAUAAAGCUGCAGAUUUGGGACACGGCCGGCCAGGAGCGCUACAGGACCAUCACCACAGCCUAUUACAGAGGAGCCAUGGGCUUCAUCCUCAUGUAUGACAUUACCAACGAGGAGUCCUUUAACGCCGUGCAGGACUGGUCAACUCAGAUCAAGACCUACUCAUGGGACAAUGCUCAGGUGCUCCUGGUGGGGAACAAGGUUGAUAUGGAAGAUGAGCGGGUGGUGGCCACAGAGAGGGGCCGGCACCUGUCAGAACAGCUUGGUUUCGAACACUUUGAAGCAAGCGCGAAAGACAACAUCAACGUGAAGCAGACCUUUGAGAGGCUGGUAGACAUCAUCUGCGAGAGGAUGUCCGAGACUCUGGACAACAACGACCCCGCUGUCACCGGAGCCAAGCAAGGCCCACAGCUCACCGAGCAGCCACAGAGGUCCCAUCAGGACUGUGCUUGCUAAACGCGUCUCUCUCUCACUCUCACACACAUACAUAUGCACUACAUUUGCUGUCCGGAACCCAUUUACAGUCCCUUUUUUUUCUCUCUCAUAUGUUCACCUGCCCGGAAUGAUUUCCCACUGACAGACACACGCAAGCAAUGCUACUUCAUCAUAAAGAAUCGAUUGCCACAGAUUUGCUUUUUUCAAUCUAUAUCAUCCGCACAGCAUAAUCCUAAUUGAGUCAGGGGCCGAGUGCUAUUCAACAUGCAAACAUUUCCAUGUCACCCUCCCUCCUCCCCAAUAUAUGUAGAUAAUGUGCAAACUCGAUACAAGAGCCAGCCCACAUUGUUGUCUGUAAUUUGUUCAUGUUGGGUCCUGCAAUUUAUAUUCAAAUCCAAAUGAAUACAAAACAGUUGAUUUGUUGUCGCCAUACUCCUGUAAAGCAGGGUUUAUUUCCCAGUUGACAGGUAUUCAUGGGUCCAAGUAUAAUUCUGAAGCUUGUAUUUAAAUGCCAAUACAUUGAAUCCUGUUUAUCAAAUGGCUAGUCAAAUAUAAUCUAGUAUUUCUGUUGAACUUGCGAGCAUUUUAAUUUAAAAAAAGUGUGGGGGGGGCACUUCUUGUGAUUCAAAGUGGACAGCAGCAUCAGUUUGUUUUUUUUGGUGCUACAGCCCCUUAGUGCUGACCUAUUUAGUCUCCUAGAAUUUUUUUAAAGACUUUUUCAAACACAAAAAAAUUACAGUAUUAUAUUACUGCAAUUGCAGCUCUGGCAUUUAGAAAUUUUUGGUAAAUAAGGUUGGUUUAUAUUCAACAUGGUCCGUGGGUACUUUGGUGAAUGUAAAAAAAAAAAAAAACCUCAAUGUGGUUACUUGUCAGAGCAGCGGGAGGGGUUGAGUCACUUUGCUUGCAAUACAACUCAGACAAAAAAAAAAAUAUUUAUAUAUAACAUUAAAAAAAUACUACACCGGGGUAGUUUUAGCCGUUUUGAAACUGACUUUUUUCAAACCACGGUUUCCCUUGAAAUCUGGCACUGGCCCAUGCUUAGAACAUGAGAAGGGUCUGCUCCUCACAUUAAAUAAUGGCAAUUGGGCAUUCGGAUAAAAUUUCCCCAUGAAACAAAAUGGUUCAUCGACCGUCACAUGUUAACUUCACUAAACUCUUAACUGCAACUAGAAGGUUUCACGACAUUUUUACACAAGUUGCAAUUGUACUCCAACUUUCUAAUCCUCUCUGUGACUUUUCCAGUCUUUCAAGAUGAGGAGACGCAACUCUUCGAGGCUUCAUCAGGAGCUUAAACAAGAAACUAGAAAAGUCACAGAAAGGUGUUGAAGUAGACAUUGUUGGAACUCUCCUGAACGCCCAAUUUUGCAAACCUUUUAUGUGGGUCAUAGAUAUUUAGAAAGUCACUUGCUUUGCAUUCCAAGAUGCACACAAGAACCAGAAUCAAACUAUUAUACACCCAAAUCAUUUCAAAUGGAUUCUUUCCUGUGCUUUAGGCUCUAUGUUGUUUGUAUCGCUUAUUUACUUGGAUCGUUAUCGGUUGUGACAUCUGGCCCGUGUGUCAGCAGUUAAAGAUUUUGUGCAUUUGUUUUCUUCUUUCACAAUGACAGCACCAUCAGCUUCAACCAAGUCUUUAUUUUGGCAAGGGAACACGGUAUCUUUUUUUUUUAGCAUGUUCAUUGUUGAAAUUUGAAUGAAGUGGGUUUGCUCAUGCGGGUUUACUGUACAUGCGUUCACUGAAGUGCAUGCAAGUAUAUAUUUUGUAUUAUUUAUAACUUUAUUUUUACUGUGUUUCCAAUCUGCAUCUCCUUUCUAGUCAUCGCUUUUUUUAACAUGUCGGUGUUUACAACCUCAAGAGGACAGUAAAACAUUCCAGGCAUUUGGUGAGCAUCUAAUUUGUCUUUUCCAAAGCAGCUAUGUAACUUUGAAAGAGAUGCCAGUGUAAUGGCAGACUGUUCUCACAGUGCUAUAAGAGGUCCCGUUUAUCUCCGACCACAUCCAGAUAUCAGCAACACGAGCUUGACGAUGGUUUUCACACUUGUCCUAAAUUGCAAGUGUGUGAGCAGUCUGCACCAACCUCCAAAGAGGAAUCCAAAUAAAAGUAGAGUUUGCUGGGCUGUGGCAAACCUGUCAGCAGCUCUUUCUAGAAGGCAGUAAACGGAAUGUAAUUGAAAAUGAAAUCCAAGUCACCCCCUUCUACCCCAUUUAUUUUGCUCUGGCUGUAAAUGUGCUUAUGAUUCAAGAACACCCUCCCUGUCAUAAAUUGUAAAUAGCUGUUUUUUGCCCAUCUGGUAUUAGUUCUGUGAAUUGUGCUGUAAUUUUUGUGGUGCCAGAUUUGCUCAAUGAGGGAUCAAUAAAUAAAUGCUAGCAGCUGAAA
Molecule: messenger RNA, 3152 nt
Organism: Hippocampus zosterae (dwarf seahorse)
Lineage: Eukaryota; Metazoa; Chordata; Actinopteri; Syngnathiformes; Syngnathidae
Product: ras-related protein Rab-3A-like
Exons: 5
Coding region: 140-799 (219 amino acids)
Biological process (GO): protein secretion; regulation of synaptic vesicle fusion to presynaptic active zone membrane; regulation of exocytosis
Cellular component (GO): plasma membrane; synaptic vesicle; axon
Molecular function (GO): GTPase activity; GTP binding
Source: RefSeq, a predicted model, not a curated record